This is a messenger RNA of Moesziomyces antarcticus, 1914 nucleotides long. RefSeq lists its product as uncharacterized. The coding region runs from base 1 to 1914 and encodes 637 amino acids. The transcript has a single exon. Lineage: Eukaryota; Fungi; Basidiomycota; Ustilaginomycetes; Ustilaginales; Ustilaginaceae. The record is from RefSeq and is a predicted model, not a curated record.
AUGCCGAAUCACACACCCGCCACCGACGGUGGUGAAGACCAUCUGCGUCCGCCGCCAGCCUCGGCGUCGUCGUUGUCGCUGCGCAGCGAGGCCGACACGGCGGGCUACAUCACCGCCUCCUCCAGCCGCGUCUCGCAUCUCGAUGCCGAUCCUGUUACGGCUCUGCCGCGAAUUACGAUCGGGGGUCUGUCGUCGACACCCGUGCGUCGCAUGGCACACAGUCCGUCGGUCGACUCGCUCAGCACGGGCGAUACGAGCGAUGCGCCACACAUGGCAUCGCUCAGCUCCGUGACGACGUUCGUGCCCACGUCGCUCACGAGCGACGGAUCGGACGACGAAGAACCCAAGGAGCCCAAGGAGGAAGAGUUCGUGCCAUCGUACGAGUUUGAUCUGCGCGAUUCGCACGAGCGCACCGACGACGAGGCAGAUGCGAGCGCCGAGUACGACGCAACGAUGCUGGGCGAGGCACAGGAAGGGGAUGUGUUGACCAUCAGUCACUCGCAUUCGACGAGUCUCGCUACGCAUCCGCACUCGCGCGUGCCAUCCGAAUCUGCCGUGCGUUCGUUUCUCCCCACGAGUCUGUCUGCAUCGUGGCCAACGCUGCCACCGUCGGCAGCGAAGCUGCAGCGUCGACGACGGAAUCUGCUGCUCAAGCUGCUCAAGACAUGGGAGGGUCGCGAGCAGGUGUUGCAGUUGAGCCACUCGCUGGUGUUGCUGCUGCAUGCAUCGCUCGACCAUCCUGUGCCGCGGUCGUACCGCGCCGCUAUGCUGAGACCGGCAGGUGCGGUGCUGGCGCUGUCGUUCCCCAAGCCAGUCAGGGUGGCGUUGAUGCAGAGGAUCUAUACGACCGCCGAGGGGAUCGAUAACUUUCGCCGCAUCGUACUGAUCGCGCGUUGGAUCACGGCAGCGACAGAGGCGACCAUGGAGCAUUGGCAGCACCGCAAGCUUGCGCGAAAGCAGAGCCAGGUGGAGCUCGAGGAGAAGUUGACGGGCGAAGAACCGCGCGAUAAAGCGUCGGACCACACCAACAAUCCCACGUGGCCGACUACACAACCGUCGUUCGACGUGUUUGAGGAGCAACACCACUCACCCACCCCUGCAAGGCAGAGCGGACAGGCGGUGGGUGGGUUUGUACAGCGGGUGCGGUGGGUUUGGUCGAGGGUCUGGACGGUAUCCCACGUCGAAGCGGCGGCUGAUACAGUGGGCACUAUCGGGGAAGCAUGCGAGACUGCGGCGGUCCUAUGCGGUGGAGGGAUGUUUUGGCGCGCCGUGGGAAUCCAGCGUCUCGGCCUGCCGUUCCUCUCGCGUCGACGACGUCGGGGUGUGGAGCACAUCGGAAUCGUGCUUUCGCUGUGUAGCGUCAUGCUGAGCUUGGUGGCUCUGCGGUUGGAGCGCGCCUCGCUGCGGGCAGAUGUGCGGUCGGCACAUCGACGCAUCACGCGCGCCAACGAUAAACUUGGCUGGGCAAGCGAUCUUGCCGGCACAACGAUCGACCGCAACCAAGCCCUAUCGCUACGAAAACGCAACCCCACCCGAUCCCAUCGCCCCGCCCCGCAGGAGAAACAACUCCAGAUGCUCGGCGACCUUCAGGAUGCGACUGACAUCGACGAUGUAUCCUCCUCUUCAUCGGCUUCGGAUGAUCAUCCGCAUCCAAGAGGACAGCAUUCGAGUGUCGAUUCGCUAAGACGCUCGACGGAGCGCGCACUGGUUCGCGCCGAAAGCGACCUCAAGACCGCGCGUCGAAAUGUGCGCAUCAACUCUUGGCUCAAACUGGCCAACUGGUCCGAAGCCAUCUUCCUCGCCUACGAAGCCGCCGCCCCCAGCAUCGACAAGGACGCAGUCGAAGCUUGGACCGGCGUGGCUGCUAGCACCAUCCGCCUUGCUGCUCUUUGGAUCUCCCUCCGCUCGUCAUAA